UAUUUGCGCAGGCUGUGUCGAUGCUGGCGUGGAGUUUGGGCGUGGACAAGCCGCGCAGCUACGUCUUCUGUAAGCAGAGAUCAAGGGAGUCAACGCACCAGCAGCUUCUUCAUGAGCAGCAAUGCCACCGGGCUGUUCCUGAGCUCUGCCACCAAUGCGAAGGAAGCUAGGACGGUGAUGAUCGUCAGGUUCAGAGCACCUUCCGUCAAGUGGAUCGGAGGGUUUUGUUUAAGUUCUUGUAAAUUGCACGUUACCAAGGGUCUUGGGAUCCUCAGUUUGUGCACCUUCUUCUUGUAUCUAUCUCGGUUUGAUUCUUCUGUCCGGGGGGAAUUUUUCAAUCGGACCUCGGUGUGCGUUGUAUGCAUAAUCAAAUGAUGGUUGGCUACAUGGAUGUGCAUAAGAUUUGUAGAAUUGGCAAACGCCGACUUGGAAGUUGGAAGAAGUCCACGCCGCGUGCUUUGCUGGAAAGUCGAGGAUUUUGUUAUUCCUGUCUGGGGGGCUGGAGCCGGAUACUCUGACAGCCACCGUGGUGAGAGAGGGGGCUACAACUGAAGCCUGUCAGACAAGAGUUUAGGUGAGUUUGGACCAUACGAUUAGGAGCGGAUUCUUGCAAGGUUACAGCGGAUGCUUCCUCAGAAGGGCGACGGCCGAGCAAAGUGAGAGCAGGCAGAGGGAGAUGACCUCAAAAUGGAACUCUGGCGUCCAUGGCCUUGUGUUCUCCAUCCCGCUGUUUCUUCUAGUCGCGUUGGCCGGGGCCCAGCAAGCACCAACCAGAAGCACAGAUCCAGUCGAAGUGAAGGCGCUGAACGCGGUGUUUGACAAACUCGGGCUGAAACUGUGGCCGGCAUGGUUCAGCGGCGACCCGUGCGUCGGCGCGGCCACGAACGGCACCAACAUCGACAUUUACCAGGACGUGAACCCGGGCAUCAGGUGCGACUGCUCCGACCACGACAACACCGUCUGCCACAUCGUCCAGCUGAAAAUGUUCGACUUGAAUGUAACCGGUCCUAUACCAGAAGCACUGAGGAACCUGACGCGAUUGACUAAUUUGAAUUUGCAACAAAAUUACUUAACAGGGCCUAUACCAUCGUUCCUUGGGGAAUUGACCAAGUUGCAGUACCUGAAUCUUUGUGGCAAUGCAUUAUCGGGACCUGUUCCGAAGGAGCUUGGGAACCUUGUGAAUCUCAUGACCCUGUGUUUAGGCACGAACAACUUAAAUGGCUCCCUUCCUUCUGAAUUGGGGAACCUGGUUAAACUUGAGGAACUGUAUAUUGAUAGUGCUGGCUUAAGUGGUCCUAUACCAUCAUCAUUUUCUAAGCUUACAAGCAUGAAGCGAUUGGUGGCAUCAGAUAAUGAAUUUACUGGACGACUACCAGAUUACAUUGGGAGGUGGAGUAAUUUGCAAGAUUUGAGAUUUCAAGGCAACUCGUUUCAAGGUCCACUUCCAACCACUCUUUCUAAUCUUGUCAACCUGACAGAGAUACGAAUAGGUGAUAUACUAAGUGGGAGCUCUUCACUGGCUUUCAUUAGUAACAUGACAUCUUUGAACACCCUAAUUUUGAGGAAUUGCAGGGUAUCUGAUAGUCUGGCAUCAGUAAACUUUUCACGAUUUGCAAGACUAAAUUUACUGGAUUUGAGUUUUAACAAUAUCACAGGCCAAGUGCCACAAGCCCUACUGAAUCUCAAUUCGCUCAACUUCUUAUUUCUGGGGAAUAAUAGCCUUUCAGGAAGCCUUCCAAGCUCCAAAGGACCUAAUCUCAAAUACUUAGACUUUUCUUACAACCAGCUCUCAGGAAGCUUUCCUUCUUGGGCUAGUCAGAAUAUGCAAUUGGAUCUGGUGGCAAACAAUUUCGUGAUCAAUAACAGCAGUAACAGUGUCUUACCUGUGGGGCUGGAGUGCCUUCAGCGAAAUACAUCCUGUUUUCUUGGCCCUCCACUUUCUACCUCCUUUGCUGUGGACUGUGGGAGCGAUAGAUCUAUAUCUGGUUCAGAUAAUUCCAUGUAUCAGCCUGAUGCUGCCAACAUUGGACCUGCGUCAUAUUAUGUUACAGGAGCCCGAACAUGGGGUGUUAGCAAUGUCGGGAAGUUCAUGGAUGCAUUAAAUAGUAGCUACAUAAUCCAUAGCUCACGCAAGUUUCAGAGUACUUCAGAUUCAGAACUGUUUCAGACAGCAAGGAUGUCGCCAUCUUCUUUGAGGUACUAUGGUAUCGGACUUGAGAAUGGAAACUAUGCAGUCACACUUCAAUUUGCAGAGUUUGCCUUCGAAGACUCAAAGACUUGGACGAGUUUAGGUAGGAGGGUUUUUGAUAUCUAUGUCCAGGGUGAGCUUAAGGAGCGGGAUUUCGACAUAAGGAAGGAAGCAGGCAGGAAAUCUUACACUGUUGUCAAGAAGCAGUAUAUCGUUCCAGUCACUAGAAACUUCCUCGAGGUUCAUCUCUUCUGGGCUGGCAAGGGAACAUGCUGCAUACCAAGUCAAGGCCACUAUGGGCCUGCAAUCUCAGCUUUGAGUGCAACUCUAACCACACAGGAGAGGAGUAUUAAAACUGGUGUAAUUGUUGGAGCCGUGGUUGGUGCAGUAGUUUUCGGACUAGCUGUACUUGCUGGACUCUAUGUGUGCAGGUACAAAAGGAGAGAAGUAACAUCGGAGCAGCAAGAGCUCUACAGUAUUGUUGGAAAACCUAAUAUAUUCAGUUACAGUUAUGGUGAACUAAGGAGCGCUACUGACAAUUUUAGUUCCAGUAACCUUCUUGGUGAAGGAGGAUAUGGGUCAGUUUAUAAGGGUAAACUAACUAAUGGCAGCGUGGUGGCAGUGAAGCAGCUAUCUGAAACAUCUCGCCAAGGGAAGAAGCAAUUCAUAGCCGAAAUAGAAACCAUUUCCCAAGUGCAACACCGUAAUCUCGUGAAGUUGUAUGGUUGUUGCCUUGAGGGUGACAAACCACUGCUGGUUUAUGAGUGCCUGGAGAAUGGAAGCCUUGAUAAAGCAUUGUUCGGAAGUCGAGGAUUGAACCUAGAUUGGCCAACACGGUACGAAAUAUGCUUGGGUAUUGCAAGAGGCCUGGCUUAUCUCCAUGAGGAGUCUAGCGUCCGAGUUGUGCACAGGGACAUAAAGGCUAGCAAUGUCCUACUUGAUGCCAAGCUCAACCCAAAGAUCUCAGAUUUCGGGCUCGCCAAACUUUGUGAUGACAAGAAAACACAUGUCAGCACAAAAGUUGCUGGUACAUUUGGGUAUCUGGCACCUGAGUAUGCCAUGAGAGGUCAUAUGACAGAGAAAGUUGAUGUUUUUGCUUUUGGUGUGGUCAUGUUGGAGAUUAUAACCGGAAGGCCAAACUAUGACGACAGGCUUGAUGAAGACACGGCCUAUCUUUUAGAAUGGGUCUGGCAGCUUUAUGAGGAAGACCAUCCCCUCGACGCUGCGGAUCCCAGGCUCACGGAAUUCAGCAGCGACGAGGUGCUCCGUGCCAUCCGCGUUGCCCUCCUGUGCAUCCAGAGCUCACCCCGGCAGCGGCCGGCCAUGUCGAGGGUGGCGUCGAUGCUCGCCGGGGACGUCGAGGUGGCCGAGGCGAUCACGAAGCCCAGCUACGUCAUCGAGUGGCAGAUGAACUCGUCUAGGGGGCAGUCGUCGUCGACCUCCGGGGGCAGGGACAGGGAGGCCACCAAGUCCUCGUCGCCUUUCCUGAGCUCCGCCACCGACGAAAGCCGGUGACGGCCAUCGUCAUCAGAGACACAGUGCCAUACUGCCAUGGCCGCACCUACCUCAAACUCAAGCCGUCGGCGUUGAACGAGGUUUGCGUCGAUGUUCUGUUCUGCCUGUCCGGGCUUGGUUCCGUCUGCCUGGAAUCAAAAUCCGUUCUUGAUCAGGGACCAACAACGACGGUCACGCCUGUACGGUUCGAUCACAAAAGAUUUCU
Molecule: messenger RNA, 3908 nt
Organism: Panicum virgatum (switchgrass)
Lineage: Eukaryota; Viridiplantae; Streptophyta; Magnoliopsida; Poales; Poaceae
Product: probable LRR receptor-like serine/threonine-protein kinase At1g56140
Exons: 25
Coding region: 677-3703 (1008 amino acids)
Biological process (GO): protein phosphorylation
Molecular function (GO): protein binding; protein kinase activity; ATP binding
Source: RefSeq, a predicted model, not a curated record